AUGUUAAGUGGGCGUGUUCUUUUGGGUUUUGUAAGCUUGGGCUUUGCCGGCCAGUUGGAUGAUUUUGAGCCUCUUGGUGUGACCGCUGUGGGUGGGUUCACUGACAAACAUCAUCUCACAACACUCAUGUCGGCGCAACCACCUGUUGAACAUUACGAAAAAGAUUCUGGAAUGUAUGGGAAUGGCGACAGUGAACGUUUUAAUCCGCAAGUGUUUGUUUUGUCUUCAGCAAAACGCAAGGACAGCGAAGCAGAUGAUGGUGCCACUACCAGCUAUCAAAGUUAG
This is a messenger RNA of Echinostoma caproni, 285 nucleotides long. Lineage: Eukaryota; Metazoa; Platyhelminthes; Trematoda; Plagiorchiida; Echinostomatidae. The record is from the annotation of a GenBank genome assembly.